This is a messenger RNA of Ipomoea triloba (trilobed morning glory), 1455 nucleotides long. RefSeq lists its product as uncharacterized. The transcript has 4 exons. Bases 1 to 1455 code for a protein of 484 amino acids. NCBI's taxonomy places the organism in Eukaryota, Viridiplantae, Streptophyta, Magnoliopsida, Solanales, Convolvulaceae. The record is from RefSeq and is a predicted model, not a curated record.
AUGGAUGAGGCUCCUACGGAAAGUUUUGAGGACAAAAUGGUAAGGAUGUUUGGUGAGCUUAGGCAAGAAAUGGCCAACAUAAGUCAAGAGUGGAAACAAGACUUUAGGCAAGAAUUCUCCACUAUAAGGAAAGAUGUCUCCAAUUUUAGACAAGAGAGUCAUGCUUCAAUAAGGAACUUGGAAACACAAGUAGCUCAAAACUCCAAGGCAUUGGCCGAGAGAUCACAAGGAGAUGUCAUAGAGGAAGAAGAGCCUAAAGAAGAUGUUAAAGACAAAGAAGAAAACAUUGAGCUUGCAUAUGGUAAGACACUUGACCCUAUUAGUGUUAGCACUACUCUUGGUGAUAAAAUUUCUAAAUCUUGGGCCGACAUCAACUCUUCCAAUCCUUGUGAAAACAAUUCUUCCGUUUCUUUAAAAGAUAAUGAUGACCUUGAAUCUUUCACAUUUGAUGAUAAUGCUUUGAUUAAUGAGAAUGAUGAUAAAUUGCAUGAGAUGGUAUGUGGUGAUGAUGAUGUGCAUGAUGAUGCGAAUGUGUGUGAAUUGAAUGAUGUUGAGUUCUUGAAAUUCUUUGAUGAUUGUAUUGAUGAUGCUAUGUAUGUUCAUGAAUUUCUUGGAGAAGUUGAGGAGGAAAUGGAUGGAAGUGAAAGGGAUGUUUUGUUGAAUAGUGAUGAAGAGAGGGAGAAUGAGAAACGAGAAAUAAUGGUAGAAGGGGUUGAAAAUGAGAAUGAUGUUCUUGAGUCUUUUACUUUUGGUGAUGAAUCUUUGUCAAAUGAGCUUGCUAAUGAUUUGCAUGAGAUGCUUUGUGGUGAUGAUGAUAUGAAUAUCGAGGUUAGCUUGUGUGAUCUAAUUGAUAUUGAAUUGGUGAACUUCCAUGAUAAUUGCCUUAAUGAUGCUUUAUAUAUUCAUGAUUUGAUUGGUAAAGAUCGGAGUGAAGAGAGUAUGACUAUAGAAAAGGAAAAUGAAGAAGAAAAUUUUGAAAAUGAGAAGGUGUUGACAUAUGGAUCUUCACAAGAAGAAUACCAACCAAGAAGGCAACCAUCAAUACCUCAAUAUGAUGAUAAGGCAUAUGAUGUGUAUGAUGAUCCACCACCAAGGCAAAUAUCAAGAACUCAAUAUGAUGAUAGAGAAUAUGGUGAUUACCACUACUCAAGAAGAGCCCCACCACUACCUCAAAGCUAUGAUUCAAAAUCUUACCAAUCUACCCACUAUGACGAGGAUGAUGACUACCCUCAACAAAGAGGAUUCUCUAAUUCUCAAUCCUACGACUCUUACCCAUCCCAAUCCUACUCUCCACAAUCUUACACUCAAAACACACCUCUACCCAAAAAGAAAUCUAUUAUCGAGCACAUGUAUGACCAUUGGUUGAAACCCAAGCCAAGAGACCCAAAUGACCGCUUCAAGACCAUUGAGGAACACAUGUUUGAAGAUAUGAAUCGACAAGUACAAGCACCAUAG